Messenger RNA from Heterotrigona itama, 3313 nucleotides. The record is from the annotation of a GenBank genome assembly. NCBI's taxonomy places the organism in Eukaryota, Metazoa, Arthropoda, Insecta, Hymenoptera, Apidae.
UACAUAAAUGCCAAAGAAUUUAUAUAUUGACAGAAGGUUCAAUUAUUUUUAAGUUAUUUGAGUCAUCUAAAGUUCUAUAAAUAAUAUUAAAAACUCAUCAACUUAAAUUUAUCGUAUCAUUCAUUCCUAAGAAAUAAAAGUACAUAUUCUGAUCUGUUGCAAUCAUGCACGUGUAAGCAGUGGCGCAAUCUACAAGAAACAGCACGAUAUUUAAUGUCAUAGUUUCAAUGAAGGAACCAAUGACUUUCAUCAAACGAGAGAACGUUUUAUCAUUUACAUCACAACAAUCGAUUAUAAACUGAUAAAUCGUAUACUUUUUAAUUGAAACUCAUUAUCAGUUUACCAAUAUCGUGAAUUUUAUCAAAGAUUUAAAAACGUGAUAGUUAAUAAAAAACAUAGUUAUUAUUAAGCUGAAUUUUUCCUGUUUGAAGUUAGUGUGUGGGUGUGUGAGUGAAGAUCGAAAAUGUCUAUUUCGUUACCGAUGAUGCUCGUAAAAAUUUGAAAUGCGAAUUAAAUAUUCCAUACGGAACAACUGAACGAACGAAAUAUGAUAUAUAUGGAACUAAUUUACCUAAAGAUUCCCCCAUAUUUAUAUUCAUUCACGGUGGUUAUUGGCAAGAAGGUAGCAAGGACUUGGCUGCAUUUCCAGCUCCUGUUUUUGUUAAUAAAGGAAUUAAAGUUAUAACUAUUGGCUACGAUUUAUGUCCUAAUGGAAUGUUUGGAUCUCUGGUCAUAGCGCUGGUGCAUAUUUAGUUUCAAGCAUUUUGUACGAUACAUCAUGGCUAGAUAAAAUGAUGAAAAACGAAUACUUAAAUCUAUUAAAAGGAAUUGUGUUAAUAGGAGGCAUUUAUAAUUUGAAUCCUUUACUUGAUACAAAUAUUAUUACACCUUUGAAACUUUCAAAAGAUGAAAUCAAAGCAUAUAACUUUACUACUCUUGAUACCAAAAAUAACAUACCUAUCCAAGGAUUAAGAGUUAUUGUAACUGUUGGAGAAUGUGAUUCGCCAGGACUCAUCACUGAAUCACGCGAGUGUGCUCAGCAACUUAUUACAAUGGUAGAUGAUGUUCAUUAUGUAUUUCUACGAGAAAAUAUUGACCAUUUCGAUAUCAUGGAAAAACUUACAAAUGAAGAAUUUAUUUUAACGAAGAUAAUACUAAAUAAUAUCUUCUGCAAAUAAAAACGAAUAAUUUGCAAAAGAUAAAUAAUAUCAAAACAUACAAUUUUAAUGUAAUGAAAUAAAUUUAUAACAUUUAACAUAUAAAAAUUGUACAUAUCUUAAUAUUCGUAAAAAAUUUAUUUAAUAUCAUAUAUCAAUAUACUAAUACAAUGUUGCUAAUUACAAAUCGUUUAUAAAAAAAUUAUGACGUUUAUUUAAUGUAAUCUAUUUGUCAUCUGUCAUUUGUCAAUUUUGCAUAACAGUGAUCACGACGAAUUGCUUUAACUAGUCAUUUAGAUUCCGACGAUGAAUUUGUCUUUGGAGAUUGCGAAGUAUUUUCCUUUUGUUUCAUGGGUAAUACUACUAUUUGAUUAGAUUGAAGCACAGAAUUUGUGCUUUUUUGUUUCAUUUCUGAAUUUUGUAUUUGAUUAUUAGUAUUUGUUCCCUGAUUAGCGGGUAAAUUCGAUGAUAUAUUAUUUAUAGCGAUAAAUUUUGUAUUUUUAUCUAUUACUCGUAACGGAGAAAUGAUCUGACUGCUUCCUAAUUUAGUUGCAUUGUUCGACUCUGAAUUCUUAGGAUUAAAAUUCACAUAAGUAUUUGUAAUAUUUUUUACAUUAAUUAUACUUUUACCUGUUGGUAUUACAAAUGUUUUACAGUUACCUUUUACAAUAGGAAUUACCUGAAUAGUUGCACGCUGAUGAACCGAAUUUUCUUGUGCAAUAUUUUGUGUAAGGUCUACGGUAUCUUUAGUGGUUGGUGUCUUUACUGUAUUUUCAUUUUUAUUACAUUCGUCUAUCUUUUCUUGCCCAUCUUUCCAUGUGAUUGGAGGUUUGGCAAAAGAGCGUACUCGUAACAGUGGCUUUUCUUCUGCAUCUUCUUCCUUAUCUUCUAAUGACUUUUCAUCCAUUAGACCUUCAUUUACUACUGUAAUUCACGUUUAUAAACUGACCUUUUGUUUUAUCUAUAAUAAUUUUAUUAUUUGCUGUGAUUGAUAGUGAUAUAUUAGACGUAGUAUUUAAAUUUUUCACUAGAUCUGACGUUGAUAUUCUGUCACUUUCCAUCAUUGGCUCUGAUUUAAAAUUAUUUGUACAAUUAGAUGUAUUCACAUUGCUAACUUUUUCUGAUUUAAAGUUAUCAUAUUCAUAACCUCUUAAUCUAUCAUUAAUAUUCUGUUGACAAAUUUCUCCCAUUUCUAGACCAGAAUUAGUUUUUCUUGUAUCAGACUUGGUUCUUAUAUUUGUUUUAUUUUUAACUAUUUCAGUCUCAUCUGUACUAUCAUUUUCAGAUGAACUUUUAUUAUUAUCUGUAUCCAAAUUUAUAUCAAUGUCACUAACAUCAUUAUCAACUUCUCCAUUAUCAUUAUCAUCUUCAUCAUCAUCAUCAUUAUUCUCUACACUAUCCUCAUCAUCAUCUUCAUUCUCUAUGAAUGAUCUUUUAAUGUCUUUCGUUUGUUCUUGUUUCUUUGUAUAUUCUUCAAAUAUACUUAAUAAUUUAGUCUCACCCAUCUUCUUGUUUUGUAUCAAUUUUUCAGUUAAUUCUGCAUUCUUCAAUGCAGGAUCAUCUUCUUUACCUUCAAGAAAUAAGGAAAAUGUGUCCCAAUAAUCAUCGCGUCGACACUUUUGCAGAUAGUCUCCUAAAUCGCUGAAUGCUUUUUUUGCAAUAUCUUGCCUUUUUCUGUCAUUCAAACCUAAACUAUGUAAUUCAUUACAUUUUGUAACACAUUUUAAAAUGUCAUUGUAAUCUGGAAAGAUUAAUGCUUUUGUAAAAUCACCAAUUUUUUUCAAUUUGUUCCUUUUCAAUAUUUUAGAAUUAAUAAAACUUGAAAUAGCAUGAUCCACAGAAACAAUUCCAGUUGUGCUAAAAUGUUUUGGCCGUAGAUAUUGCCGUCCUGCAUCAGUAUUUUCACCAGUGUAUUCACAAUAUUUAUUAUACAAUUCCACCAUUCGAUAUUUAUAUCUUUCUAGUUUGAUAUAACUACUAUUAUUUUCAUCAUCAAAAUCUAUUUCCAACUCUUCCAGUUUUUUUAUAAUUUUCUCACAUUUUUUCAUUGCUUUUAGUAUUUUACCAAUUUUCUUUUGUACAGCAAAUUCCUUUUCUUGUUCUUCUUCAUCAUUUAUAUUAGUUAACGUUAUUUCAUUAUCAUUAUCAUUAUCAUU